AUGUUUACUCCCAAGCAACACCCUCUCAAAGAGGGUCGCUCUUUCCCGGGGUUGCCUGAUGCCGGACCGUCGCGGAGGACACUCAAACAUCGCCAAACAGCCAUCAUUAUUCUAGUUCUUAUAUGUGUUCCAUUAAUCUAUUUCUUCUCUUCUACUGGCUCCGAGCCGAGUAUUCAAUCAGGACCAAGGACCCCCGCCGAUAAGCUGAGGGCGUAUACGUCUGACCCCGAGGUGGUUCUCAGUCCAAACCCCGAUGCAGCACGACAACAACCAAAUGUUCCAGGAGCUGAUCCGGUUGCCGAGUAUCCGGCCAACCGCCCAAAACAAGAUGCGCCACCGUUCAAAGCACCGCCCGCUGAAGAGGAACUUCAACCAGCGGCGCCGGCAGAUCCUCGACCUCCAGUGCAGAACGCAAGAAUGCAACCACAGGCCAAUUACGCGGACGAUGAAGAACCAGCUGACGAAGAACCCCUUCAGCCGGCGAAGCGGCCGACGACGUCAAAGCAAAAGCCAUCAACUGCUGAGUCCAACCAGUUCUCUGAGCGUCCCAAGUUCGAGAAGGCUUUGACCCGAGUCAUCAGUCUCAUGCCUGGCGAAAUGGAGGGUCGAGACUUGCUUCGGCCUGUUGAAGGUACCGGGAAGGAGAAGUUGCGGGAAAUGGGUCUGCGAGCUCGUGAAUAUAAGAAAUUCUUCCAGGCUUGGGAAGACCUUCACCUGGCAUUUGACGAGGAAGGCGGUAGCUAUGUUCGCGACGAUGUGAUUCAAUAUCUUCGCCAUCACGUUCAUCAGCCGACAUCCGAAGAUCCUGCAGAUUCGGGAAUUGCACAAAUGAUUCAUACCUACGAGGCAUAUCGUUAUUUCCUCGUCAAGUUUGGCCAGUUGCUUUUCCCUUGGACAGCGCCUUACUUCCCCGAUCACAUGGCCUUGCAUUCCCACUUCAGAAAGGGAGGGCGAGGCCUCGUCCUUACGGCCGGAGACGACCAAGCACCUUAUCUCUUGACAACCAUUCCCAUCUUCCGCAAGCUUGGGUGCGACCUCCCAAUCGAAGUCAUGUACCUGGGUGAUUCCGAUUUGAGCGAGGAUUACCGUGCGGAUUUGGAAGCGCUGGAAGGGGUCGUGACCCGAGACAUUGCCCAAAUGGUGAAUGAUGAGGGCUGGAAAUUGGCCGGUUGGGCCGCCAAACCAUUUGCGAUUCUGUUUUCCAGUUUCCGAGAGGUCAUCUUUAUCGACGCCGACAGCUUGUUCAUGAAGAACCCGGAAGUAUUGUUUGAUGACCCAUCCUACCGAAAAACGGGUGCUCUUUUCUUCAGGGACCGACUGAUCAUGCCCGAGUCCAAGAAACGUUGGCUUCAGCAAAUUCUUCCCAAGCCAAUCUCAAGACAGGUGAAGCAGAGCCGCUUUUGGACCGGUGACAGCGGUCACAUGCAGGAAUCCGGUGUGAUUGUUGUCGAUAAGUGGAAGCACUUUAUUGCCCUUCUGCUUGUCACGAGAAUGAACGGUCCUGAUAGAGAUGGCAACAAGGAUGAGGGUAGAGUCGGUGUCUAUGACAUGGUGUACGGUGACAAGGAAACAUUCUGGUUAGGAUGGGAACUCGUAGGCGAUCAAGACUACACCUUCCAUCAAGGUGACGCCGGCACUAUGGGUGUCGUGCAGCCACCCAAGGAGACAGAAGAGAAGAAAGACCGACCCAAGAAGAUUGUGAAGACAAAGAAGAAGGAGAUCAAGCUUGACGGGGAUGGUAACGAACAUGAAGAAGAAAUCGAGGUCGAGGAGGAGGUGGAGGACGAUUCGGCACCGGAAGUUGAAACCGAUCCUGAAACUUAUACGAUUUGCUCACCACAGCUUCUCCAUCUCGACCUAGAAGGCAAUCCAUUGUGGUUCAAUGGAUGGCUCCAGGAUAACAAAUUCGCCGACAAGAAGAAGAGAAAGUUUGGCAAAUUCGAACACUAUCUGAUCGAGCCUAGGGAUAUUCGAGAGCCAGGAGCGUGGCAACUGGAAGAGAGCAACAUGUGUUGCCUGACGACCGAUGCUCCUCUCAAGAAGGAUUUUACGCAGGCAGAAAAGGAUCUUUUGAAUAUGAUGAUACAACAAGCCAGAGAUGUUGGUAUGAGUGGCUAG
Molecule: messenger RNA, 2118 nt
Organism: Exophiala spinifera
Lineage: Eukaryota; Fungi; Ascomycota; Eurotiomycetes; Chaetothyriales; Herpotrichiellaceae
Exons: 2
Coding region: 1-2118 (705 amino acids)
Biological process (GO): protein O-linked glycosylation
Cellular component (GO): Golgi apparatus
Molecular function (GO): alpha-1,3-mannosyltransferase activity
Source: RefSeq, a predicted model, not a curated record